Somion occarium is the source of this 1687-nucleotide messenger RNA. Lineage: Eukaryota; Fungi; Basidiomycota; Agaricomycetes; Polyporales; Cerrenaceae. The record is from the annotation of a GenBank genome assembly.
GCUUUUUGGAACCUUACAUCAGCAUUCUCAGAGGCUAGGGGCGCUUAUUCUCAGGUGGCAAAAUCGCAGAGUCCGGCCGCGCCCAGACGCAAAAUCCUUCUCCUCUAACCACCAUCACCAUGUCUGAACUGGACGCUGACUUGUACGGAGAUCUCUACGGUAACGAUGAAUCAGAGUUUGCUGUCCCGACGGAGCAUGUAGACGAGCAUGCGAAGAAAGAGGAGGAUCGCUCAGAGGUCCCUAAACAAGAAAGUCCUCCUCCUAGCACAUACACCGCGAUAGACACCUUGUCAGAGGAUCGCAAGCCUUCAAUAGCUGACUCCAUCGCGAACCAACCACAGCCAAUUCCUGCUGCUUCUUCUGCAAUGGCACCAACCUCAUACACGUCACAACAGGCCACACAGCAAAUUCCAACGUAUCAAGAACGCCAAGAACCCGAAUACAGUAGCGAGGUUGCCGCUAUGACGAGCAGGCCACCUAGCGGCUACGCUGGUCAACUUGAUCGCCCCGUCAGGCCGUCCGAAAUGAAGGAGGAAGGCAAGAUGUUCAUUGGCGGCCUUAACUGGGAUACUACAGAUGAGGGUCUCAGAAAGUACUUCUCUCAGUUUGGCAAAGUCGAAGCCUGCACCAUUAUGCGCGAUGCUGCCGGUCGGUCAAGAUGUUUUGCUUUCUUGACAUUCGAAGACCCGGCGAGCGUGAAUGCUGUCAUGGUCCGAGAACAUUUCCUUGAUGGUAAAAUUAUUGACCCGAAGCGUGCAAUUCCACGGCAAGAGCACCAGCGGGCGACGAAGUUAUUCAUCGGCGGACUUGCUGGCAGCGUCACGUCAGAGUCAAUGCGAGAGUUCUUCUCACAGUUUGGCAAAGUUGUCGAUGCGACUGUCAUGUUGGACAGGGAGACGGGCCGAAGCAAAGGCUUCGGCUUCGUCUCAUUCGAAGGUGCGAAUGUCGAACCCAUUCUCGGCUUCGGCAACCUUGAAAUCGAUGGCAAGUUGAUUGACGUCAAGUUGGCUCAGCCCCGUUCUCAGCGUGAGGGCAACUUCGCAAAUGAAGGAACCACCACUACAGGGACCCGAGGAGGAUUCGUCGGCGCGGGUGCUUAUGGCAACCAGAGCAGCUUUACUACUGCUGCUGCAACAACAGGAACACCAACAGCCGGUGCAGGAAAUGCCCCGUUUGAUCCACAAGCUUUGGCAUCACUUUACACACGGAUGUUCCAGCAAAUGGGUGGAAUGAACCCCAUGAUGGGUGGGAUGCCGAUGAUGGGUGGUAUGGGAGCCGGUGCACCUGGAUAUGGCGCAGGUAUGGGUGGAGGUAUGCGUAUGGGCGGUAUGGGUGCUGGAGGAAUGGGCAUGGGUCAAGCAGGCAUGGCCCAAGCAGGUAUGGGUAUGGGUAUGGGCGGUAUGGGUGCAGGUAUGGGUAUGGGCCGAGGAACACCAGGAAUGGCUGGCGCAGGGGCUGGACAAAUGAUGGGUGGUAUUCCUCGAGGUCCUCGAGGUACACCAACAGGACCUAGUGCAGCUGGCGUCGGACCUCAGAGAGGACAGCGAGCUCAGCACGGUUACCACCCUUACGCCCGGUGACGCGGAUGAUGUUAUCAUUUGUUCAUUUGUGUUCUUCACUGUUUAUAUCGCAUUGUCCUCCUUUCGUAUAGUAUAUAUUCGUGAUGCUGUAGUAUAUUGUUUGCGGG